CUUUUGUAUGAUCAAUGAAUCAUGAGGCGCAAGGGAAAAUCUCUGAGUGGGAAGAAAACAUCGUCAGAGGGCCCAACGAGUAUUGAAUCCGAUGGCCGACUGUUGAAAAUGGAGAGAGUCUCGUCAAUGGGCGAAUUGAGCUCCAUGAACUUCUCCAAUGGCAUUCUGCCCCACCUCGGCGAACAAAGUAAUAAUUACAAGGUCAAGCUACGUCGUUCAAUCAUCUCCCCUUUUGAUCCCCGCUACAGAGCUUGGCAAAAUUUUUUGGUAAUACUUGUCUUCUACACGGCGUGGGUGUCCCCUUUCGAAUUCGGUUUCCUCAGAGGUCCCAAAGGAGUUCUUCCCAUCACUGACAAUGUCGUUAAUGGAUUCUUCGCCAUCGACAUUGUCCUGACGUUCUUCGUCGCAUACCUCGAAAAGUCAACCUACCUCCUCAUUGACUCUCACAAGAUGAUUGCUUCGAGAUACGCAAAACGAGGGCUUACCUUUGAUAUUAUUUCCACAAUACCUUACGAGCUCGUCCACAGAAUCUUGCCUUCCAAUGUCGAGUCAUACGGCUACUUUAGCAUCCUUCGCCUAUGGCGUCUUAGAAGAGUCAGCACAUUCUUCGCGAGAUUGGAGAAAGACAGGAACUAUAAUUACACAUUCGUCCGAGUCACGAAAUUUACAUGCGUGACUCUUUUUUCGGUCCAUUGUGCUGCGUGCUUCUUUUACCUUCUUGCUGACAGGCACAAGGACCCAAAGGACACGUGGAUGGGGCUAACUAUGGACAAUCUUCAUCAAGAGCCUCUUUGGGAUAAGUAUUUCAUGGCAAUGUAUUGGUCAAUCGUCACACUCGCAACUGUUGGAUAUGGCGAUCUUCAUCCCGUCAACACAGGGGAAAUGGUUUUCGACUUUUUCUACAUACUUUUCGUUAUGGGGCUCACGGCCUAUAUUAUAGGCAACAUGACCAAUUUAAUCGUUCAAUCAACGUUCAGAACUAGGAAAUACAGAGAUACAAUUAAUGCUGCCUCGGGUUUUGCGAAAAGGAACCAACUUCCACCUCACUUGCAAGAUCAGAUGAUAGCACAUUUGAGCCUCAAGUACAGAACUGAUUCGGAAGGUUUGCAACAGCAAGAAACUCUUGAUGCGCUUCCAAAAGCUAUUCGUUCGAGCAUUUCGCAUUAUCUAUUCUAUUCUCUAGUGGAUAAGGUGUAUUUGUUUGAAGGGGUGUCGAAUGACCUGCUUUUUCAGCUGGUAUCAGAGAUGAGGCCUGAAUAUUUCCCUCUAAGAGAAGAUAUAAUUUUAGAGAAUGAAGCACCUACAGAUUUGUACAUUCUAGUUAAUGGGGCUGUGGAUCUUAUUUCUAAAAGAAAUGGAUCUGAAAGGGUAAUUGGGGAGCUGAAGACAGGGCAUGUCUGUGGUGAAAUAGGCGUGCUUUGCUACAGGCCACAACUUUUUACUGUCCGUACAAAGCGACUGAGUCAACUAUUACGGUUAAACCGGACUUCACUCUUCAAUAUUCUUCAGGCUAACGUUGCAGAUGCAACCGUGAUCAUGAACAAUCUCCUCGAGCAUCUGAAAGAGUACAAAGACCCAAUGCUGCAAGAAAUACUGUCCUUCACAGAGCACAUGCUAGCUCAUGGAAGAAUGGACAUGCCUCUCAGCUUAUGCUUUGCGGCCACUCGAGGUUAUGAUCUUUUGAUGCACCAUUUGUUAAGGAGAGGGAUGGAUCCAAACGAGCUCGAUAGCAAUGGACGAAAUGCCUUGCAUUUGGCGGCGGCUAAAGGAUCUUUAGAAUGUGUGCUUUUGCUUCUAGAUUAUGGAGCAGAUCCCAAUGGAAAAGACCUGGAAGGAAAUGUUCCGCUGUGGGAUGCUAUAUUGGGAAAACAUGAGGCUGUAAUAAAAGUGCUGGUGGAAAAUGGGGCUACACUGUCCUCAGGCGAUGUGGGACAGUUUGCGUGCUUUGCAACCGAGGAGAACAACAUAGACCUUCUCAAGGAGAUUGUGAGGUUUGGCGGGAACAUAGCUCUGCCAAACUCCGUAGGGAACACGGCACUGCACAAAGCCGUAUCUGAGGAUAAGGUUGAGAUCGUGCGUUUCCUGAUGGAGCAUGGGGCUGACGUGGACAGGCCAGACAGUGACGGCCUCACCCCAAGUGCCCUGGCCCACAGCCACAGCAUGAAGGAUCAUAUCAAGAGUGGGCCCAAGGCCCAGCCCAUGGCUGGAGGCCCACCUGCCCCGCCGCCUCACUCGAACAAGUAUUUGCGCCAAUUGGGGUCGCCUCUCAGCCUCGCGAACAAACGCUUGAGGAGACGCCCGACUAAUUUUCAGAAUUCACUUGCCGGGAUCAUCACGGCUGACCAGAAACAAAUUGAAGGAGGGAAGGGGAUAAUAACGCGUUCUCUAGAUGCGAACAAAUCACAAGGCCGUAGGGUGACUGUGAGUUGUCCAGAGAAAGGUGACGUGGCUGGAAAGCUUGUGGUUUUGCCGGGUUCUGUGCGUGAGGUGUUGGAUUUGGGUUUUGAAAAGUUUGGCUUUCGGCCCGAUAAGAUUUUGACCCAAGAUGGCUACUCGGUUGAAGAUUUGGCUGUCAUAAGAGAUGGUGACCAUCUAAUUCUCGCUAGUGAUUCACAUAUGGCCGAAACACUUGCGUAAAAUGCUAGAUUAAUUUUGUAUUGGCAAUGGUCGUUUUAUGUAUUUAUGUAUGUGUGUGUGUGUUCGAAUGUAUUCAGUAGUGCUUCGUGCAAAAGUAUCUAUUCAUUUAGAAACCACCUUUUAGAAAUUGUUGUGUCAAAUAUGUAACCUGAAAAAGCAUAAUCAAUUAAUUAAAUCAU
Striga asiatica is the source of this 2816-nucleotide messenger RNA. Lineage: Eukaryota; Viridiplantae; Streptophyta; Magnoliopsida; Lamiales; Orobanchaceae. The record is from the annotation of a GenBank genome assembly.